UUUUGGGUGGUGGGAUUUAUCUUCCUGUCCUGUAUUACCAUCUCUGUGUCAACGCCCUCGACCUCAAAGUAUGCCAUUGUCUCUUCCUAUAACCCCACCUGAAGAGCCUAAUUCAACUACUGGUUGUGAAACAGGUAGAGAACUUUCUAAAUAUGUCAAAGUGCAACAUGGAAUGGCCAAGACACUGAAGGUUUCUAUUACUAGCAUGUUCUAUAAAUUAGGCUGGCUUAGCUUUUUAUGCUUCAAAUUAAAAAAAAAAAAAAUCAAAGCAAACUAUGCAAUAGUUAUUUUAAUAAAUUUCUUGUUUUGCAUUUAUUUAUGUGUAACAAGUUUUUGUUGUACUGACCUCAUUCUAAGCAUGACAUGCAUGAGAUGUAGAUGCUUUUGAGUUUGACAGAACAGAGAAAAAGAAAUCUUUAAGUAAAGAAAUAAAGUAAUCUGCCAUGAAAUCACUGUAUCGUUGUAUUACAAUGUAUUAAUCAUGACAAGAAGUUAUAUUUUGGGGGAAAGCAUAAAUCUUAUGUCUGUGUGCAAAAAAAAGAAAAAAAUUACUAACAUUUAGAACUAUUGAAUGACUUAUUCCAGACUGUGAUUACUGAAAAUUCAAGAAAAUGGCAAGCCAAUUCAAUAAGUAAUUUGCCUGCAUCUUGCUUUAAUGCAAUUAUUUUGUAAUGAUACAUAGAGUGAUAAAAGUGUCUGUUCAUGUGGAAUUUUCGACAAAGUGUUUGCAACCCUGUGGCUAAAUUUGCAACAUACCAAGAUAAUUCCAAUCAAGUGUUCAAACUGUUAGCUAAGGAAAUGUUUGAUGCUCUUGAAAACAAUUCUUAG
Molecule: messenger RNA, 828 nt
Organism: Uloborus diversus
Lineage: Eukaryota; Metazoa; Arthropoda; Arachnida; Araneae; Uloboridae
Exons: 3
Coding region: 71-388 (105 amino acids)
Source: RefSeq, a predicted model, not a curated record